Striga hermonthica is the source of this 2256-nucleotide messenger RNA. The record is from the annotation of a GenBank genome assembly. NCBI's taxonomy places the organism in Eukaryota, Viridiplantae, Streptophyta, Magnoliopsida, Lamiales, Orobanchaceae.
AUGGCUUCAGAGUCUUUAGGGGAUCCUUGUGAUGAUUUAAUUGCGAAGGCGAGGGAUCGAUGGUCGGAAAAAAGCAUAGUUUACACGCGGAGAAUCCGCAAGAAAUCCCCCAAAACCUCAAGUAAUAGCAAUAAUACCCCCACCACUACUGCCCCAACCUCCGUCCCGGAGGACCCAGCCUCUGCCGUCCUCACAGCCUCCACUAAUUUCGUCCCCGCCCCAACAGAGGCCUCGGCAGGCGUCACCUCUGCUGAUGCUAUCCCCAGUCCUCCACCCACUGCUGCCCUCAGUCCAGCCCAAGAUUCCGGGCAAGCUGUAACGACAAAUGAGAAAGACAACGGGUCCUCUCUCCAGUAUCAGCAUGUGCAAGAACAGCCACAGCGUGGAACUUUAGAUGCCAAUGAAGAUUCUCGGAUUGGAACCCCUGAGGUGGCAAAUGCUGGUGGCUCGGUAUUGCCUGAAGCCGACAAGGCUGGAAAUUUUAAAACGCCAUUGCCGGAUGGAAAUGAGGACGUUUUGGGGUCGCCUCGAAUUCCUCCAGUUAGGGUCAAUGGAGUAGUGAUGCCUCUCGUGAUAUCUAGCAUUGAUGAUAGGAUUAGGUUUAAUUUAGGCAAGGGGACUGCAAAGGAAGAUAUUAGGGAUUUCAGAACAACACUACUCUCCGAGCUCAAUCGGGUUUCCAGGCUGGUUAAGGAGCUGGAGGCCAAGGAGCUUCUGAUUUCACAGCACAAUACUCAGAUUGGCAACAAUAGUAAUUACGUCAGUAAUGGGGCUGGUGAAAGUGGAUACAGUCAUCCCCAGCCCCCACAAGCCCGGAAUGAAGUGGCCGACCGGAGGCUACUGGUGAGAGUGAAUACGGAAGUGGGCCCACUGGCCCACGCGGAGCGGAGGCCCGCCGCUGGGCUAUACAGAGUGAACUCUGAUAUUGCUUCGGCUCGGAAUAUGGAGUCGAGGCCAUACAGCAGGCAGCUGAGUGUGGCCGUUAUGGAUAACAGUAACAGGGGUGAAUUUGUGGAAAAGGAAAAACGUACGCCUAAAGCAAACCAGUUCUACAGAAAUUCCGAGUUUCUCCUAGGGAAGGACCGGCUGCCUCCUGAGAGCAACAAGAGGCUUAAGACGAGCAAUGGGAGGAAAAACGCUGGGGACAAUGAACAUAGCUUUGGUUUUGGUUUCGGAAAGAGCCGGAAUCAGAUAUUCAAGAACUGCAGCAGCCUACUCCAGCGGCUGAUGAAGCACAAGCAUGGGUGGGUAUUUAAUGAGCCAGUGGACGUCAAGGGAUUGGGACUGGUCGAUUACUAUGACAUCAUCAAGCACCCCAUGGAUCUGGGCACGAUUAAGUCUAGGUUGUCCCAGAAUUGGUACAGAUCACCACGAGAUUUCGCGGAGGAUGUCAGGCUCGUUUUCCGCAAUGCCAUGACUUAUAACCCCAAGGGGCAGGAUGUUCACAUCAUGGCUGAAGAACUGUUGCAGGUUUUUGAAGAGAAAUGGGCUAGUAUCGAGGCUGACUAUAAUUAUAAUUGGAAGCAUCGGAUGUACUCUGACGGGAGGUUGCAGAAUCCCUCAUCUAGAAAGGCUCCUCCUCGUAAUCACUAUGGGCCAGGUGCUAUAUCUUUGUACAUGACUCCUGGGCCGCAGGUUGGGGCUUUUGAUAAGCCUGAGCAGGCAAUUGCACCCAUGGCUGUUGAUCCUAAAGCUCAACGGCCUCAUGGUGGGCGGACGCCUGUCCCGAAGAAACCCAAGGCAAAGGAUCCUAAUAAAAGGGACAUGACUUAUGAGGAGAAGCAAAGGCUUAGCAACCACCUUCAGGGCUUGCCUUCCGAGAAGCUUGAUGCUAUUGUUCAGAUCAUUAAGAAGAGGAACACUGCACUUUCUCAACAUGAUGAUGAAAUCGAGGUGGACAUUGACAGUGUUGAUGCGGAAACUCUGUGGGAGCUUGAUAGGUUUGUCACCAACUACAAAAAGAGCUUGAGCAAGAACAAAAGGAAAGCUGAGCUUGCUCUUCAAGCGAGAACAGCGACAAAUCAGAAUGUGGCAUUGACAAACUCAGUUCCACCUGUAGCGAAUCAGACUGGAAGUGGUGCAGCUUUCAAAAAGAGUACUGGUCCACCUGCCGAUGUCGACGAUCGGGUUAAUAAUAGAAGUAGAUCUAGCAGCUCUAGUAGUUCGAGUAGUGAUUCUGGAUCAUCUUCGAGCGAUUCGGACAGCGAUAGUUCCUCUGCAGAUGGUUCAGAUGCGGGGCAUUCACCUAGGUCAUAA